Molecule: messenger RNA, 524 nt
Organism: Drosophila hydei
Lineage: Eukaryota; Metazoa; Arthropoda; Insecta; Diptera; Drosophilidae
Gene: ND-13B
Product: NADH dehydrogenase [ubiquinone] 1 alpha subcomplex subunit 5
Exons: 3
Coding region: 94-468 (124 amino acids)
Biological process (GO): respiratory electron transport chain
Source: RefSeq, a predicted model, not a curated record
UUAGUAGCCCUGGCUGUUGACUUCUUGUCAAAAUAUUUUGCUCUUGGGUUUAGCUGAAUUUUAAGCAAUUAUAGCUUAAUUUGUGUAAAUAACAUGGCGAAGAUAUUGAAAGUGUCCACAGGAUUAACCGGCUUGGCUGUGGCCACCAAUCCCCACCACACACUGUCCGCGCUGUACGGCAAGAUACUGCGUGCUGUUAGCAAAAUGCCGCAGGAAUCAGCCUAUCGCAAAUACACCGAGCAGCUGGUGAAGCAGCGCGCAGAUGCUGUAGCAAAGAACAAGGACAUCGCCGCACUGGAGAAGUCGGUGGCCUGCGGCCAAGUAGAGGAGCUUAUUGUCCAAGCCGAGAACGAAUUGAUCCUCGCACGCAAAAUGCUUGGCUGGAAGCCAUGGGAGAAACUGGUGCAACAAGCACCUGCCAAGCAAUGGGACUGGCCUCCAGCACAAAUCCUCGAACCCAAAGUCUAAUAAACAAACACACACACAUUUGAAUUGUAUGCAAUAAAACCUAAGGUCGAAAUCUA